CGACUCUCACACUUUGGACAAGUUUACUCAUGCCUAGCUGUGUAAAUGCUGAAGAAACACCUCAGAAACUUUCUCCAGUAUGAAGCAUCUGCUUAAUGAACGGAUCUGCGCUUUAUUCCGCAGUAACUGGCAGCAUACUUUCACAUACUGGAGUGUGUUCUUCAGUUUUGGACUCUGUGUCGCUUUUCUGGGUCCGACCAUUCUGGACCUGAGAUGUCAGACUCAGUCCACCUUACAGGAGAUCACUCUAGUCUUCUUCUCACAACAGUUUUUCCUCUUUAUUGGAAGCACCAUUGGUGGUUUCUUCAGUAAAACGCUUGUGAGUUCUUUGUCAGCUUUGGCUGUGUCCACCCUCAUCAUCUCUGUGGUUUUUGCCAUCAUCCCACUAUGCUAUAAGCUGCUCCUGUUGGCGUUUGCCAUGGCAGUGUCUGGUCUUGCCAUGGGCAUCAUUGACACCAUAUCGAACCUACAACUGGUCAAGAUCUACCAAAAAGACUCCACUGUUUUUCUGCAGGCUCUUCACUUCUUUGUAGGUCUCGGGGCGUUAGUGAGUCCCCUCAUCGCUGACCCCUUCCUGUCUGAGACCAGCUGUGUGAUUGGGAACAGCAGCACCAAUGCAACAUCGUUAACGCAUCUGAGGAACAAGCUCGCGGGCAGACCUGUGCACAACGUGUCCAGUGUCCCCCUCCACACCGAGGGAGAGGUGGUGACCAACGUUUCCUACGCGUUCUGGAUCAUGGCUAUCAUCAAUCUUCCAGUACCCAUCGCGAUAUUCAUCCUGAUGUAUCGUGAGCGGUUGUUCACGUGCGGAUCAGACCCCAGUCGACGUUUACUAGAUGGAGAUGUGCUAGCGAUGAAAACCUGGGGAACCACAGGUCUGACAGAAGACGAUGGACACCAGAAAGAGACUUCCAGAAGCCAUAUAGACUUGUUCAGCUGCUGUCUCCUUGGCAACACGCACGGCUUUCCGUCGUCUUUCUUUGGGAUCCAUAUCCUUGGGGGUCUGGUGCUCUUCUUUUCUGACGGUAUAGUGGGCUCAUACACAGGCUUUGUGUACACCUACGCAGUGGCGCCCCCUAUAAAUCUACCUCACAAGACCGCCGGCUACUUGACGUGCGUCUUCUGGGCAGCUAUUACCGCCGGCCGCCUGUCCGCCAUACCUCUGUCUUACUACUUUAAACCUGUGCGAUUGCUCGUCGUCAAUCAGGUGGGUGUGAUAGUCACACUACUUCUGCUGCUGAUCUUCUCCAACAGUAGUGUGUUCCUCUUCAUCGGCACCUGCUGUCUCGGCCUAUUUAUAAGCAGCAUUUUCCCCUGCAUGCUAGCGCUCACCGAAGACAUCCUGGAGUACAAAGGUUGUGCCACCACAGUCCUGGUGACCAGUGCAGGGAUGGGGGAGAUGUUACUCCAGGUGCUCGUGGGUUCGGUGAUGCACAGUAAAGGUAGCUUCAGUUUCCUGUUGUGCGGAAUGAUCUUCGGCUGCCUGGAAUUCACAUUCUUCGUUUUGCUGUUCUUCGUCCAGCAAAAUCACAAAAACUUCACAGAGGCUUUACCCAAUAACUCCUGUACGGAAAGACUUGAGCAAAAUGGGAUCAAGACCUGUUCUGCUGCCGUGCUGAACUCAUGGGACAUGUCAGAGCAGAAAGCAUCCAUCGAUCCAUAACACUGGAGAAGAUGGAUGAAAAUAAUGAAAGGAGCAAAGGGACAGUGGUGUGGUUGACUCAGGGACAUUCUCACUGCUAAUGGGACAGAACCAAAUAUAUCCAACAAUCGUGCAAAUCAAAAAAACAAGUGUUAAAAGAUCUUGAACUAAAGGUUUAUUUUUGUAUUUAAAUAUUUUUGAUGAAAUGAUCUUGUGUACAAAUGUCAUUAUCUAAUCAUGCUUGAUGACUGCAAUGGCAUAUAUGUGCAAUACAAUAACUUUUCUAACAAGAAAUGGUGUAGUGUUUAUUGUUAGAAAUGCACUGACCAAUCAGCAAUUGAAUAUAACUGGUGAUUGAAGAAGAUGAGCUCUUAUUGGAUCAAACUAACAAUAUAAAAACACCGUAUUUUUUAUUUUGAUUGCAUAAAGGCCCUACAAUGCUUUCCUUUAAAGCAACUUAUCAAAAUUUGACUGGACUCAGGUGCUCUGCAUUACUUUUGUUCUUCGCGAAUCAUAACUUCAUUCAAAUCUUACUGACGAUCUGUCUUAUUCACAGAUCAGUUGCCAGUUUGUUCUCUGCCAAAGCCGACGUGCUUGUAACACAUUUGUGGCGAUGAGAUUAAGGUCAAAAAAGGACAUCCUACUGUCUUCCUGUAAAAGUUUCCUUGUAUUGUGUUGUACAGCUUCAGGUCUGACGGUCUCUCUAAAGCCAGUGACCUCAGUGUUCAGGUGGGCGAACCUGAUUGUGAGAGGUUGCCGUGUCAGCGUAUUUCUCUUGGCCUGGGUAAAAUUUUAUUUGUUUUUUCUGGUUUACGCAGGUGUCAAACAUGCUAACGUUAACACAAUUACUGCAUAAAUGAGGUCAGCUUUCUGCAGCUGUAUUUGAUGAAGACACAAGCCAAAAGAGUUAUACAUUUGUUUUUUUUUAUAGAAAUCUUCCUUCCCUUCCAACAUCCACAGAUUAGUACAACAUGUACGCCAAUGAACAUAAAUUUGUAAACAUUUGAGCUGCUAGAGAGAGACAAUCUGAAAAUACAUUUGCACAAAAAAAUACUGAAAACAUUUGGUGUUGAUAUUGUACCAUUACAGUAAAAAUUUCACACUUUUGAUUAUUACAUCAUCCUUUUUUUCCCCUACAUAAUUUUGCCCAUGAAAAACAGAAUAUUGUUCCAAAUACAGUGCAGUCAUGACAUGUCAACAUUUAGAGGAUAAGAAAAAAAAAUUUGAUUCUGUUACAGGGCAGUGUCUUAAAGUUUAACAUUGGCACUUUUUAUGAAUAGGGUACAAAAUAGGAAUCUGCAGAAAAAGAGUUUGUCCACCUCUGAAGGAUAUUUAAGAUUAAAAUAUUAAAGACAUAAUAUGUUGUUUAAUUUUCUAUUGUAUAUGGCAUUUCUAUUUUUGAAUGUGGAAAAUGUCUGAAUAUGGAUUAAAACCAGAGGAUAGUUUCUUUGGCCCAUAUGUUGGUUUGUAGUCAAUUAAAAACAUAUUUCAUAUAAAUAAAAAA
Molecule: messenger RNA, 3146 nt
Organism: Ctenopharyngodon idella (grass carp)
Lineage: Eukaryota; Metazoa; Chordata; Actinopteri; Cypriniformes; Xenocyprididae
Gene: slc60a1a
Product: major facilitator superfamily domain containing 4Aa
Exons: 10
Coding region: 80-1663 (527 amino acids)
Source: RefSeq, a predicted model, not a curated record